This is a messenger RNA of Bemisia tabaci, 1475 nucleotides long. RefSeq lists its product as uncharacterized. Lineage: Eukaryota; Metazoa; Arthropoda; Insecta; Hemiptera; Aleyrodidae. Gene Ontology annotation, cellular component: nucleus. The record is from RefSeq and is a predicted model, not a curated record. Gene Ontology annotation, biological process: poly(A)+ mRNA export from nucleus.
UUCACCACUUGCCACUUUCAGACAUUUGUUUGUAUUUUUCCGUGCUUUCCUCCAAAAGUUUUGAUUAAUUGUAAUUGUCACGUGCCGGCUAGCAAAAAAUCUGGAAUUUUAAUCAAGAACUCAGUCACUAACUCAUCAACAUACGUGUUUGGUUAAAAUAUCAAUCUCUGUAACCAUCAUCCUUGAACUUAUUUUAGGAAACUUCAUCAAGAAGCACGAUGUCUGACGAAGUUCGAGGUGUUGAUUAUUCCAAAUGGAAGGUUCCCGAUCUGAAAAAAGCCCUAAAGGACCUGGGAUUACCAACUACAGGAAACAAAUCUGAAUUGAUUGAGAGACUUUCUGGCAAAGUUGAAAGCGUUAGUGCAGGUUUGGAUAAUCGGGAGCCAAUCGAUCAGCCUGAAGACAUUGAUGAAGAUGAAGUUCUCGGUGCGGACCUAGAUGAGCCAGUUGCUGAUACUAACAAUGACUCCAUCAUUGAUACACCGCCAGAAGGAGAAAGCAAAGAAAUUCCCAAAACAACUGCAGGGGCUACUCCUGCAUCCAGCCAGAAACCCUCCAAAAAAAUUACACUAGUCAGGAAGUCAUUGCCAGAAACAGAGAAAGAAAAUAAAGAUAAAAAUGAUGAGAAUGUUGUCAUCAUCAAUGAGAAAAAGAAAUCAGAGCCUGAAGUCAAGCCCAGUUCCGAAAGACAAGUUAUCAAAAUUUCUACAAUCAGCAUGAAAGAGAGGCUGGAAAUGAGAGCUCAAAAAUUUGGAACCCCCUUAUCAGACGAUGCCAAGAAGGCAGCUCGUGCUGAAAGGUUCGGAACCCCAGGAGGAACAAAAGGCUCAUCUUCAAUUGGUCCAACUGUUGUAUCAAGCAUUGAAGUCUUAAAGAAACGGGCAGAAAGAUUUGGGUGCACAACAGCCUCUAAACUUGUGAAGAAUGAAAUGCAGGAAAAACUGGAGCAGCGUGCCAAAAGAUUUAAAGCUGAUCCACAAAUCGUUUAAAGUUAUUUUCAUAUCCUUUUAUUCAGCAAAGAAGCGUUUAAAUUCCUAAAUUCCAGACAAAUUGAAUUUCUCAUCACUACAAGUCAGAUUUCUUUUUUCAAUCUCUUUGUCGACUUUAUGGUUGCAACCCACUCUUGAGGUAUUUUUCGAGCAGAGAACUUGACGUCAGAAAAACUACGUUCCAAUAUUUCAUUUCAUUUAAUUCUACUUCUUUUUAUGUACAGUGUGUAUUAUUUGUAAUGACUGACUAAGGUCACCUUUUUCAUAAUUAAGUGUUAGACGUCUUAAUUAAGUGUUUGAUUCAACCUUUGAAGGAUUACUGAAACUAAAUUUACUCUUUCCUGUCAUUAUUUAGAAGCCGAUUAAGUAAUCUUUUACAGGUCUUACUUAAAUUUUUUACUUGUUUCGUUGAAACAGAAAAGCAACAGUCAUUUCUGUGUUUUGUUAUUUCCUAAGUAUCUAAUUUUAUUAAAAUCAGUUUUUAAG